Molecule: messenger RNA, 573 nt
Organism: Prinia subflava (tawny-flanked prinia)
Lineage: Eukaryota; Metazoa; Chordata; Aves; Passeriformes; Cisticolidae
Product: scale keratin-like
Exons: 1
Coding region: 1-372 (123 amino acids)
Cellular component (GO): intermediate filament
Molecular function (GO): structural constituent of cytoskeleton
Source: RefSeq, a predicted model, not a curated record
AUGUCCUGCUACGACCUCUGCCCCACCUCCAGCGGCAUCGCCUGCCCGCAGCCCGUGGCCAACAGCUGCAACGAGCCCUGCGUGCGGCAGUGCCCGGACUCCACCGCGCUCAUCCAGCCACCGCCCGUGGUGGUCACCCUGCCCGGGCCCAUCCUCAGCUCCUUCCCGCAGCAGGCCGUGGUUGGAUCCUCCGGAGCCCCGGCCUUUGGCGGCUCCCUGGGUUUUGGGGGUCUCUACGGCUCCGGGGUUUUCCCGGGAUACGGCGCCCGCUCCGGGUACGGGAUCUCGGCGGUGGCCGGCGGCUACUGCGGCCCGUCCUCGUCCUCCCGCCGCUUCAGCCGCCUCCUGCGCGGCUCCUGCGGGCCCUGCUGAGGGAGCCGGAGCCUCCAGGAUUCCCGGGAAUGCCCAAAUCCAGGAUGAGGGGUUGGACUUUUCCAUGGUCCCCUUCGCAUUCCUGAUCUUCUCUCCUACUUCUUGUUCGGCACCUCCUCGUUGUUUGCUCUCGCUGCCGGCAUUCCCGAUUUAUUGAUCCAUCAUGGGACAGCUCAUUCCCUGUUCCGGAAUUCCCGAUUU